Messenger RNA from Parastagonospora nodorum SN15, 1770 nucleotides. RefSeq lists its product as hypothetical. NCBI's taxonomy places the organism in Eukaryota, Fungi, Ascomycota, Dothideomycetes, Pleosporales, Phaeosphaeriaceae. The coding region runs from base 1 to 1770 and encodes 589 amino acids. The record is from RefSeq and is a predicted model, not a curated record. The transcript has 4 exons.
AUGGCGACGAUUCUCCCUCAACAUAUUCCUUCCUCGUGCACAAAAACCUGGAUGCGAAUGAACUACGGAUCACAAUAUUUAACCGACACCUUCGUUCUGGACAUUCCUGAUAUUGCCGCACGUUAUUGGUUCCUCCAAGAUCGUUUGAUCGAGAUGAAAGCACACGGCUCAAGAGAUGCGAAUUCUGACGAGGCCAGGGAACUCGAGCUGCUCAUCACAGACUUCCUUGUCGACAGAAACAUGUUUUGUGGUUUCGACCUCCAGCAUUUCUAUGAUCGUGGAGUCACGUCUGCUGGCUUCUGGCAAGACAUGCAGCAUUCAUCAACCAUGAAGGAUCUGAAUCUUGUUGAUCAUGCCUUCCAGAAUUUUGCUUUACGCGAAAACAGUGUUGAGCAUCUUGCCAUGUCAUGUACAGUUUCGACUCCUACUGGGACAUUUGAUACAUCUAAGACGGACAGAAUUUGUAGCUCGACUAGGAAUGCACAAGAGGACGGCUACUUUGAUCGCUGGACUGAAAGCCAUUCAAGAGGUCAUCGCAUACUCAAGUCUAUCCAACAUCAUCUCAACAAUUUUCAAAGUUGGGACGAAGGCUGGAACGAUCCGGUCAACGUUGAAGACUGCUUACAAUGGUCCCUGGAAAGCGCCUUUGAUUUGAGUUUUAAAGAGAAAGAGUUCCUUGACCGCAUCGUGGCCACCUCCUACCACUCCUAUGAGAUCAAAAAACUUAUCUGCCAGCCACAGUUUAAAGAUAACUGCAGGUUGAGAGGCAUUUUUAUCAUCUUUAACAGUUGGAGACAAGAUCGACUGGUCUCAGAAAAUUUAUCCCUCGAUUCCUCUUUCCGCAGUGUGCGCCGCCUCGAUAGAGAGGAAAAGAGAGACCUUGUGACAGUGAGGCUUCAUGCUUCAUUCAGGGAAGAACAUCGGAAUUUCAACGUCAAGAUGGCAGAGUGCGAGUUCGGUACGAGAAUCUUAAAUCAACGGUAUCACAAGGCCUGGGACAAGGGCGUCGCUACCAUACGCCGGGUGCUACAAGGCAAACGUCCGGAUACACUCGAGCAGAUCUGCCGGCUAUUACAGGUGGCAUUUUCAAUGGGUUCUCAAGAUCCAAGUAACACGGAUUUCCGUGCGAAGUUCGUGGAAGAUUUAGCUCGGUGGAGGACCAUCGUCCCACGACACAGUCUUCACUCUUUCGACGCCAUCACCAAAGCAGUUUGGAACAAAACUUUCGAAGGAGAUUUGUCGGACGCUAUACCCGAAUACGGCUCCGAUGAGACACUACUUCGACUCCAAGAGCUACUCUCUGGGCUCAUAGCUUGCUAUCCCCAGGUCAAUCUAUCAGAGGGAGAGCCGCCGCCGGAUCCACAAGUGCCUCAAAAUGAGAAUGACUCAGAAAGUGCAAUCGACAUCAGCUACGCGGCAGUUCAAGAAGUCCUCGGUGAAAUGAAGGACCCGCGAGCGUACUCUGAGACCAGACAACUUCCCAUUGGGGUAGAAUUCGCAGACUCAAUCCUCAUAUUGCUAAUGGCUGGUGCUAUAUUUGGAUUUAUAAUCGCGUUGUUCGUGAUUCUCCGAUCAUUCCAGGUGCCUGCACUAUGCGCCUGGUUGGAAACCGAAGGGCAGAAGCUGGGGUUCGAGAACUAUGAGGAACGAAACUUGUAUAUGCUUACCCUGUAUGUGGGAUUGGGGCCAUCUACCAAUUGUCUGAAGAACAAGCGUCCGUGUCGUGGGGGCUUCCGUGGUUCCAGAACCGAGGACGAUAAACGAAGCUGA